GAAAUUCCAUUUAAAGUAAUGUCGUAACAGAUAUUGUCAGAGCACUGUACUUUUGAAAAUAAUAAUAGAUAAUUUGAAGUAGUUAUCUUUAAUAGAAAAAUAUAUGUCGCAAUAAUGUUAUUGUUGCAACACGUAGCUGGAUACGGAAGGAUUUUGAGCACAUGUGGGAAAAUAACCCUCCUCUCAACACGUCAGUAAAUAUUUGCUUUUUAUGCAAGAAGUUAAUCUUCCGUGCAGCUUGUAAUUAUAUCGUGCAACAAAGCGAUGUAAACGCUUUCGCUAGUUGAAAAGAGUAUCUAGUACAGAAAAUGGUCGUAAUUGACGUGUCAAGGGUGUUUCCCGGAAAUACACCGCAGAUUAUUGCAACAGUAACGGGAACUCUGACUGCGUUAUCCGAUGGAAUGCAAUAUGGAUGGUCUGCACCUAUUAUACCUGUAUUGCAAUCACCUUCGUCUCCGGUACAAAUAACAGAUUCUGACAUAGUGUGGAUAGAAAACAUAUACUUAUUGGGAGGGUUGGUUGGAAUACCUCUCACAAUGUACAUCUUAGACAAAUUUGGAAGGAAAAACACAAUGCUAAUUGCGUCGAUGGAAUAUUUAGUUGCGUGGUUGUUGGUGGCAUUCGCCUCAUCGGUUGAAGUAAUAUUCGUAGCACGCUUUAUAACUGGAUUAGCGUCAGAUACUAACUUUGUAGCAACUCCGGUGUAUAUAGCCGAAAUAUCCCAGAAAAAAAUUAGGGGAAGAUUAGGAUCUCUCAUAUACAUCAUGAUGCUGAUGGGCGUGGUGCUGAUCUACGCAAUCGGACCAUUCGUAUCGAUCGCAGCGUCAUCCAGCGUCGGAGCAGGCAUUAUAGUUCUUCAAUUGUUAACGUUCUCAUUUAUGCCGGAAAGCCCUUACUACCUCUUGGUGAAGAAUAGAAAGGAAGAAGCCAGGCGAGCUUUACGAAUACUACGGUCUUCUAAAGACGUGGAGGAUGAGCUAAACGAAAUCGCCGAGGUGGUAGAACAGGAAAAUGAAGUACGUGGCCGACCUUUAGAAUUGUUUACCGUCAAAAGUAAUCGAAAGGCCAUUACGAUAAUGACAGUGUUGGCAUUUGCGCAACACUACAGCGGUAUUAGCGUAAUGUUGAUGAAUAUUCACAUGAUUUUGGAAGAUGCCGCAACGAUUAUCCCUGCAAGCACUGCGGCUAUUAUAUUUUCCGUCCUGAUGCUGCUCGCUUGCACCUUUUCUGCGCUUCUUAUUGACAAAGUGGGUAGAAGGCUACUUUUAUUCGUAUCGAGCUUCCUCACUGCGGUGUCUCUACUGGCGCUCGCCACUUACUUUGCUGUUAAAGACAAUGACGUCGACGUUAAAGAUUAUAAUUGGGUGCCAGUAGUCGCAGUGAUGGCUUUUGCGGUUACCUUCAAAUGUGGCUUAGGAUUAAUUCCUAUUGUAAUGACAGCCGAACUGUUUCCCACCAAUAUUAAAGCGCUAGGUUGCACAGUAUCAGACGCAAUGUAUGUAUCCGCAGGCGCUUCGUCAAUUUAUCUGUUCCACUUUUUGCAAAGAAAUUAUGGUAUGCAUGUACCGUUCUUCCUUUUUGGAUGCUCCUGCUUACUUGUUGGAAUUUUCGCGAUAGUUGUGAUACCGGAAACGAAAGGAAAAACUUUGGACGAAAUUCAAAGGUUACUCAAAGGGGAACCAUUGUCGACAAGCUGUGCGAAUGGAAUUCAUACGAAUAUAUACGAGAAGGUGCCGCUACUGAGUUCAUGUGACGAUGUUGUUGAAAAGUCAUAUCGUGCCACUAAGAUAGAAGAAGAUCGACCGGUUUCCCCUCAAUUGUCCAACUAAGGUUUUAUUAUCCCGUAUAGACGUUUUGAAAUACUAUUUCAUAGUGAUGUUAUUUAUCUUUAAGUAAAUUAUGGACAUAAAACAGCAAUGUGAUGUUCUAAAAAAUAAAAAAGUGAAUUUUAAGAGAUUAAAUUGUUUACAUUACAA
Messenger RNA from Photinus pyralis (common eastern firefly), 1976 nucleotides. Its product is annotated as facilitated trehalose transporter Tret1-like. Gene Ontology annotation, biological process: transmembrane transport. Gene Ontology annotation, cellular component: membrane. The transcript has 3 exons. NCBI's taxonomy places the organism in Eukaryota, Metazoa, Arthropoda, Insecta, Coleoptera, Lampyridae. The record is from RefSeq and is a predicted model, not a curated record. Gene Ontology annotation, molecular function: transmembrane transporter activity. The coding region runs from base 309 to 1829 and encodes 506 amino acids.